This is a messenger RNA of Neltuma alba, 1933 nucleotides long. Its product is annotated as serine/threonine-protein phosphatase PP1 isozyme 4. The transcript is spliced from 4 exons. Lineage: Eukaryota; Viridiplantae; Streptophyta; Magnoliopsida; Fabales; Fabaceae. The record is from RefSeq and is a predicted model, not a curated record. Gene Ontology annotation, molecular function: protein serine/threonine phosphatase activity. Bases 257 to 1207 code for a protein of 316 amino acids. Gene Ontology annotation, cellular component: nucleus; cytoplasm.
CUCACUUCCGAGAGGAUACCCCUAAUACCAUAUAAUAAUAUUCAUCGUCAAAAUCGGGCUCGCCAAACCCCAGAGAGGCACGGAGAACAGAGAAGGGGUCUCCGAAGGGAGACUUCCAAGGACGGAGAAGGGAAAAAGUGCUCAGCCUGAAACACUUCUUCCCAACCUUUUGAUAUCUCUGACUGGCUCUCAUUAGUCUUUCCCCUUUGAUUUUCUUUGGUAAGAAAAAAAAAAUUCUCACGGAGGCCAGGAUCCGAUGACCACACAAGGGCAGGUCGGGAUUGACCAUGCUGUGCUCGAUGAUAUAAUCAGACGGCUUACAGAAGUCCGAUUAGCGAGACCCGGCAAACAGGUUCAGCUCUCUGAGACCGAGAUCAGGCAGCUAUGUCUUGCUUCUAAAGAUAUCUUUGUCCAGCAGCCCAAUUUGCUCGAACUCGAGGCCCCCAUCAAGAUUUGUGGUGAUAUUCAUGGACAGUACAGUGAUUUAUUAAGGCUUUUUGAGUAUGGGGGUUUUCCUCCUAGCUCUAACUACCUAUUCUUAGGAGACUAUGUUGAUCGUGGGAAGCAGAGCUUAGAAACCAUCUGCCUUUUACUUGCAUAUAAAAUCAAAUAUCCGGAGAACUUUUUCCUUUUAAGAGGAAAUCAUGAAUGUGCUUCCAUUAAUAGGAUAUAUGGGUUUUAUGAUGAAUGUAAGAGACGGUUCAAUGUGAGGCUUUGGAAGUCUUUUACAGACUGUUUUAACUGCCUUCCCGUGGCAGCCCUUAUAGAUGACAAAAUAUUGUGCAUGCAUGGUGGCCUUUCCCCAGACCUAACAAGCUUGGAUCAAAUUAGAAAUCUAUCUCGUCCAACUGUUGUCCCUGAUACAGGAUUGCUCUGUGAUUUGCUUUGGUCAGAUCCUGGUAGAGAUGUGAAAGGAUGGGGUAUGAAUGACCGAGGAGUUUCAUACACCUUUGGCCCGGAUAAGGUGGCUGAAUUUUUGACAAAGCAUGACUUGGACCUGAUCUGUCGUGCACAUCAGGUUGUUGAGGAUGGAUAUGAAUUCUUUGCUGACAGGCAACUUGUUACAAUUUUUUCAGCUCCUAACUACUGUGGUGAAUUUGACAAUGCUGGUGCCAUGAUGAGCGUGGAUGAAAACUUGAUGUGCUCUUUCCAGAUUCUUAAGCCUGCAGAGAGAAAAACAAAGUUCAUGAUGUCAAACAAAAUGUGAUGAUUUCAUUACCUAUAUGUUGGGGAAAGGUCAGAUUCAAAUGUAGAUGGCCUGAUCUCAAGUCCUAUUCUAUUUUGAGGAGAUGCCAAGCUAGCUUUAUGCUUAUUAUAUAGUCGGGCGGUGGUCGUUACGUACUAGUUGUAGGAUACGCCUUGCAGGAUGGCCCUAAAGCUAAGAAUUGAAGCUCCAUUGUUUCUUAUAUUCCUGGAUCGUAACUAUUUUAUGGCUUGAUAUGUACAUAGAUGUGGUGUAGAUGGGAUGAGAAUGACCUCUUCGCUGGAAGGUCCCCUGAAUAGUAGACUGGCUUCAACUUACACCAAUGGGACAGUGUGUUAAUGAUUCUAGCGAAUUGUGUUAAAAUUGUCGUUCCUCUUUGUUCUGAUUAUAUAUUGGGUUGCAACUCUCGAGAACUUGAUCUUCGCAUUUACCAUCACUGUUACUUCUAUUAGCGGAUGGCCCCCUGUUACUUUGCUUGCUUGGAUGUGAGGGGUUUUCAGUUUCAGUUCGCCUGAAGCCGACCAUGUCAGGAGACAUAACCAAGAGGAUGUUAGUCAGCUUUACCCUGCGUUUGUGUUGCAUGACAUUUGAGAUAAAUCAUUACUAAUUUAUGCUCUAUAAAUAGUGUGGUUUGUUAUAAAUAAUAGAAUGGUUGAUGGUUGAUGUUGAUGUUGAUAAAGUAUUUACCGUAUUUUGAAAGAACAAAAUGGAAUAUUGUCUGGUUGCCAA